AUGAUACCCAUAGUGAACAUCAAAGUUAACUGUGUACCCCAACAAAAUACUUUAUUGCUUAAUAUGCCAAGAUCAAAGACCAACCGCUCAAACAAAUCCAACAACUCCACCAGCACCAAUGGCUAUGAAUCUGCUGAGCAAAUUUCACCAAGUAAUGUAGGGGAACUUUUGGAUCUUAUGGAGCAAAGAACCAGAGUUCCAAGCAGUGCUCCAAUGGCUCCAUCACCCAAAAGAGCACGCACAAACAAUGAGAAUGAUCCAUCUGAGAGCACUCAUACAAUUGAAGAUGUGUAUCAGAAAAUUGACCAGGUGAGCACCUUCCUUUUGAGUAGUGCUCAAAAUGUAGCUUCAAACACAGUUGCUACUAUUGCAAGUGAGGUUGUAGAAAAUGUCCUUGCUCCUGGACGUAUUCCUACUGUAGAUAACUACAUGUUUAAUGAGAGCUUGUACAGUCAGUACAAUGGAUCAGAAACAUGUUGCUCUGAUGAAAACAGGCAAAUAAUUCAGUCUUUGUGGCCCAUAUUGCCAACAAGAAGUCAAAGGAGAAUAAGUCCAAAGAACAGAAGACCAUUGACAACAAAUCUUUGCGGUACCAUCAAAGAGACUAGCAAAAGACAGCUCUUUGCUUUUGCCUCAAAAAAAGAGUAUUUUGUGAAGACGUUUGGAGAAGGUGGCAACAUUCUUCUUCAGGCUGAUUAUACGUCAGGUCUGGACUCUGACAAUGAUAAUGAUUCUGGUUCAUCAGGUUGUUUUUGGCGAUUUUGGCCAACAUGGAGAAGCGAUGAGAUACUAUAUAAAGAGAUAAAAUAG
This is a messenger RNA of Phycomyces blakesleeanus NRRL 1555(-), 810 nucleotides long. RefSeq lists its product as hypothetical. The coding region runs from base 1 to 810 and encodes 269 amino acids. Lineage: Eukaryota; Fungi; Mucoromycota; Mucoromycetes; Mucorales; Phycomycetaceae. The transcript is spliced from 7 exons. The record is from RefSeq and is a predicted model, not a curated record.